ACAUUUAAAUUUUUUUUCUUUCUUUUAGACACCUUUUGCAAUAUUUGGCGUACAUAAACCUUUGUAUGCUAAUUCUAGUAUAUUGAUAUCAUUAAAUUGUGAAUCUCAUGAUGCUCAGAAAAUUGAACUGCAGUGGGUGCUAAGACAAACAUCAUGUUUUGAAGAUUAUCUUGCUUCUGAUAUUUACAAUCCUCAGGUGCUGAAUCAGUAUUUUGUUUGUCCUAUGAGCACAAAUUAUUUUCCAAAAAUCCGAUUCUAUGUCUCUAAACCUGUUCGUCUAGAUUGUUCUAAUCGAAUUCAUCUAGAGUAUAUAAAUGCUUCUUUUGUGACUUUCUCAGAAAAACUUGAUAUCCCACCUGAAUGUGAGAAUAGUGUAAAUAUUUUUACCACUAACCCUACUGUGAAUGGAAACAUGGAUAACGCAUCUCAUGCACUUUCUCAGGAACAUCAUUUUGUCAAGACUGAUAGUUUUCAUUCAGAUGACCAGAAAAAUGAAAAUAGCACUAAUGGGAACAUGAAAAAAACUUCCAAUUAUGAUGUUUCAAAUCAUAUUUCAUCUAUCAAGAAACGGGCUUCACAAGUUGAGAGCAAUUCAGACAGUCAAUUAAUUAAGCAACCUGGAAUAAAGAGUGCUCAAGCGAAUUCUAUCCAUCUUCAGAAUAACACUGAACCAUUUUCUAAUAAAAAUUCAUACCCAUAUGGCUACAUUUCUGGUCCAUUUUCUUCAACAACUAAUGUUAAGUUUGGAUCAAAAUUGACUUCUGUUGAUAGUGAUGGAAUAUAUUUAUUCAUAUUGAAAGUGAAAAGUGUUGAUCAGAAGAAUUUUAAUAUGUCAGUGGAUGUCGCUAUGAAAGGUGAACAUGGCUAUCUCUCUGCUGUUGAUUUCCCUUUGCUUUUGUUUUAUGGUAUAAUGUGUGGCUUGUAUGUCAUAUACGCUAUUGCAUGGCUGAUUUUAUCUGCACUACAGUGGCGAGACUUACUUCGUAUUCAAUUUUGGAUUGGAGCUGUAAUACUUCUGGGUAAGUCUGAAAUGUUAUCCUUU
Messenger RNA from Stegodyphus dumicola, 1042 nucleotides. RefSeq names its product Golgi-pH regulating cation channel. Gene Ontology annotation, biological process: retrograde transport, endosome to Golgi. The record is from RefSeq and is a predicted model, not a curated record. NCBI's taxonomy places the organism in Eukaryota, Metazoa, Arthropoda, Arachnida, Araneae, Eresidae. Gene Ontology annotation, cellular component: membrane; Golgi apparatus.